This is a messenger RNA of Saccostrea echinata, 2454 nucleotides long. RefSeq names its product tetratricopeptide repeat protein 22-like. The record is from RefSeq and is a predicted model, not a curated record. Bases 187 to 2445 code for a protein of 752 amino acids. Lineage: Eukaryota; Metazoa; Mollusca; Bivalvia; Ostreida; Ostreidae. The transcript has 2 exons. Gene Ontology annotation, biological process: signal transduction. Gene Ontology annotation, molecular function: protein binding.
GAGCCGAUGGUAGAGAGUGUUAAGCUAAAGUAUUCGUGCAUCGAAAUGAUGACUUUCACCUCUCUCUGGUCAAGUUUUGAGGACAUGUACAAAUAUAUGUGCUAAUUAACGUGAAGGAUUCUCUGAACAUCACAGAACGAGGAUAUUACGUUAUGAUCGUUUCCUGAGUCUUAAGGCACGCGGAAAAUGAUGGAUUACGAUCCAACAGACAUCUUGAGGAAAUAUGGAGAAAGACCUGGACUUUUUCAUAUAUCAUUGAACGCCUCACAAAAUCCACCAGCACAGCAACUGACACAUAGGAUCAAAGUUAUGGAGAAGUUAAUCCGGGACUUCUCAGAAGGAUUUUCAGGUCAAGCGUCUAGAAACUUACUUGGAACAUUCUAUUUCUACAAUAACCAAUACUUAAAAGCUGUUGAAACAUUUCAAGAGGUUCUUAAAAUCGAUCCGAAUUCACUAACUGCCUCAGCAAAUCUUGCAUUUGUCUAUCGGAGAUUGAAGCAACCUUCCAAGGCGGAAAAGUAUUCAACUGAACUUGCAUCAAACGAUGAUGAAAGACAAGGGAUUGCGCUAGCAGAUCAAGCUUUUGCAUUCAUCUUUGAUUGUCAUGUAGAAAAAGAUGUAAUGGAAAGGAAUAAAGUACCAAAAGAUCUCCUCGUUCAAAGUCUGGUAAAGCUUCAAAAGAGUGACCGAAAAGAUCUCGUCAUGGAGGUGAACUUUUGGUUAGGUCAGACAUAUUACCGCCUCCUCACACAGUGUCCAAGACAAAAAGGAACGGAAGAAAAAGCAAAAGAAUUUUAUAUGAAAGGUGUUAAAGCAUUAGCAAAAGUUACCAGAUUUAGAAAGGAUGACGACUUUACAAAGACAUAUGUAUCCCCAGCAUGGGCUUUUCUUGGUCUUUUCCUAUCAAGAAGAGGAACAAUUAGGGACGAGAAUGGAAAAUCGACAGAGAAAACCAUUGAGCAAAUGGACGAUGACAUCAAACACCAUUUGAAGGAAUUAGGUCUAAUUCAGUUUUUAGAAAAUCCUGAAGAUUGCUUUAAAAAGGGUCUUCAGUGUGGUAUAGAAGCAAACGAAGAACCGUUCAAAGAAUCAAAACUCUCUACUGAACUAUUAAUUCGAUACGCAAUUUUUCUAAAAUCUAAAAGGAGAUAUAAAGAAGCUUUAGAGAAAAUUGACGAAUCUUUGGAGAUUGAUAAAAGCCAGGGAAACUGGUUUGCUUGGACAGUAAGAGCAGAUAUUUUAUUCAAAUUAGAUCGAAUAGAUGAAGCAAUCAAAGAUAAGGAAAUAGCGUGCUCUUGGAAUGCAAGUACCCAAGAUCUUUGUGAACUGGCCAAAGCAUACCAAGAGAAAUACAAGUCAUACAAAACAACAGAUGAAAAAAUGGCAGAUGAAUUUCUUUUGAAAGCCUCUGGAUGUUUUCUUCAAGCGGUAGAAAGCCUUAGACAGCAGAAAAGACCAGAAGUGCAUCGUGCUUACGGCAGAUUCUUACGCGAAAUAGGAGAAGUCAGAGAAGCUAUAGAAUGUUUUAAGAGAGCAAUGGAGAUUGAUACUGCCAACAAAGCAACACAAAGCUUUAUUCAAUUAUUUGAAACACUUCUUCAAUUCUAUCAAAGCUCUGUUUUAUCGGACAAUAAAGAUGAAAGUGAAAUAAACAAGUUAUUGCAUGAAAUGGCCUAUUUUUAUGACGUGGCGUUACGAACGCAUGGUCAAUUAAUAAAUGAAACCAAAACGUUUUUGAAAGACUUUCAUGUGGAAAUGUCUGUUUUGACAGCUUACUUUCAAUAUUACAGAAAUAAUUCUUCAUUUCAUAUCAACGAUAAAAGCAUAUCCGAAAUUAUUACUUCAGCAGUUGAGCCUGAAAACAUUGACGUAUGGAAAGAGAUGGUAGAGAAAAAUUCAGCACAAUUUGAAACCCGAGAGAAGUCAAAGAAGUCUGAAAGAAAUGAAGAGGGAGUUACUUUUUGUUCUAAAUGUAAAUGUCAGCUCGGAUAUAGGAGACAACUCUCGGCUUUUCCUGUGCCGCCCGAAAGACCCCGAAAUAUAAGAUACCCAUACGAUUUCUACGUGAUAUUUUCUCCACUUGACAGAGAUUGGGUUUGUCACGUGUUGUUGCAAACUCUAGAAGUAUCAUAUGGAUAUAAAGGCGCCGUAGCGGAGAGAGAUACGAUUCCAGGUUCCAUGGAUAUAUUUAAACGCACAUCCUUUAUUCAGAACUGUCCCAAGAUACUUGUAGUGUUGCGCACAGAGUUUGAAGACUAUCCUGAAUGUAACUAUGAGUUGGCUCAUGCUCUCCACAGAAUGAACGAUGGAAAAUCGGAAAAUUUAGUGAUCCCAAUAUGUCGUACCAUUAAUGGUAUGCACCCAAGCCUUAAGACUAUAACGUACUUGGAUGCAGUAGAUGAUUGUGAUUGGAAUAAGCUGAUCAAGGCAUUGGAGCUGAAAUGAUUGAUAGUA